Camelina sativa (false flax) is the source of this 917-nucleotide messenger RNA. Its product is annotated as transcription factor MYB10-like. The record is from RefSeq and is a predicted model, not a curated record. NCBI's taxonomy places the organism in Eukaryota, Viridiplantae, Streptophyta, Magnoliopsida, Brassicales, Brassicaceae.
UACAUAAGAUUCUCUAAAAAUUAAAGUCGGUGUGAUGGGGAAAAGAAGAGCACCAUGCUGUGACAAAAGCCAAGUGAGGAGAGGGCCAUGGAGUGAUGAAGAAAGUGAAAGACUCAGAGCUUUUAUCGAAAAAAAUGGUCACCAGAAUUGGAGAUCUCUUCCCAAACUCGCUGGAUUGAUGAGAUGCGGAAAGAGUUGUCGUCUAAGAUGGAUAAACUAUCUGAGACCAGGUCUCAAACGAGGCAACUUCACCAAAGAAGAGGAAGAUACCAUUAUCCACCUUCACCAGGCUCAUGGAAACAAGUGGUCUAAGAUCGCAUCCCACUUUCCGGGAAGAACAGACAACGAGAUCAAGAAUGUGUGGAACACUCAUCUCAAAAAGCGAUUGAUGAAGAGAAAAUCAUCAUCAUCAUCAUCAGAAGAAGAUGUCACCAAUCAUUCAGUGUCCUCUACGUCUUCUUCCUCUUCCUCAGCAUCGUCAGUCUUGAAGGAUGUUAUUAUAAACAACGAGAAGCCUAACCAGGAAGAGGAGUUUGAGGAAAUCUUUGUGGAGCAAAUGGCAUGUGGAUUUGAGGUGAAUGCACCACAAUCACUAGAAUGUCUCUUUGGAGAUAGCCAUAUUCUUCCUCCUAUAUCUAAACCAGACUUACUAGAGAUCCAUGGGAAAUCAGAUCACGAGUUUUGGAGCAGACUGGUUGAACCAGGGUUUGAUGAUUACAAUGAGUGGCUCAAUUUCUUGGAUAACCAAACUUGCUAGAACACACAAGGAGUUGAUCCAUCAUGUACUGUUGCACUGUCUUUUUCUUUCUUAUAGAUAAAUUUAGACUACACUGAGAACUCGCUGUUUUUCUAAAACCUAGAGAAUUUGGAAACUAGAAUGUAAACGAGUCAGAAGCUAAAUUGUUGGUAUUAUUAUA